Anisakis simplex (herring worm) is the source of this 2499-nucleotide messenger RNA. The record is from the annotation of a GenBank genome assembly. Lineage: Eukaryota; Metazoa; Nematoda; Chromadorea; Rhabditida; Anisakidae.
AUGGACUUUAAAACUGAUAAAAGUGGUUUUUCGAGACCGGCGGCAAUGUUCAAAACAUUACGCCGCUUACAUGGACAUAAUUUGGAGAAUCAAGGUCUGAAUGAUCUUACCGAGGCGUUUCAAAACUUUAUCACACGUGCGAAAUAUUUUAGCAUUGGACGAUUGAGGCGCACAUGGUCACAUUCGGCUAUUGAAUUUAUGAAGUAUCGUCGACUACUUCCCAUGCUUACUUCUGAAGGCCAACGUAGUGAUCAGUUUGAUGGUAUGCAUUCAGUUAAGUUUCAUAUCCACCUGAGUGCUAUUUUACCCAACUUGAAUACACAAUUCGAGGGAAUGUUGUGUCCAAUGAAAAUUGGCCAAUUAAUUUUUAUUAAUUUCAUCAAUUCAGAUGACUCAUUUAUGUCAUCAGCAUUCAUUAAACGAUCCGAUUCAAUUCGCAGUGAUGUGAGUGUUGUUUCGUCGAGCGGUGUUUCAUUGCGGCAUGUUAAAGGUGAAGAAAAGAAAAUCGUUGUUACGAAUAUCUCACCAAGAGUUACGAACACUCAACUGGCGUCGUUCUUUUCUAAAUUUGGAAAGAUUUCACUGUGUCGUAUUCCAUCUGAAGAACGGUAUCAGUCAAUUUAUGCAACAAUGCCGAAGGUUGUACGUUCUUCAGUUGUUGCACAUAUAACAUUUAAAAAAGUGGAGGGUGCUGAAAGAGCGAAGAAUGCAUCUGCAGAUGAAUUGAAAUUUUACGAUAAAGUAAUGAUCGUUUCAUCGUACUCGAGUGCAAGACGACGUGGUACUAGUGCUGCAACAAAUGCUGAUGAGAACAAAACAGGUGCUGCCAUUAUUGCAUUAGGAAAUAGCUCACUGGAUGAUGAUAGCCUUUCAUUGGACUCUUUAGCAAUUUCCACUCGUUCAACUUCUGCAUUCACCUUAUCCGAUGUUUCAUCUUUGUUCGGCUCACGUACAUCAUUGCAAGAUUUACCAUCAAAAGUAUUAGAAAAGAUUUUUUCGUUGUUGCCAGCAAUUGAUAGAAUACGUUUGGAAAGGGUCAACAAAAAAUUUCUAGAGGCAGCUGUUAAAUCAUGGUCGUUCAACGAUUCAUUCUCGUUCGCUGAUGAUAGCUGUGUGAAUCGCACGUUCACGGGGACGCAUCCGCUACGAAUUGUGCAUCUAAAGUCGUUACUUGCGCGGUGUGGUGUACAUCUUCGGCGUUUGAAUCUGUCGGGUGUGGUGCAUUUAUUGGAUGAGAAAGCUUUCGAAGUUAUUUCAACGUAUUGUCCUCAUUUACUCGAGGUGAACGUCUCAGGACUAACGGGACAUUCUGUGGCUUUGCGUAAUUUCGGCGAAUCAUUGCCUCGUCUGCAAUCAUUUGUAUAUAGAGAUAUGGUCAAUGUUGGUGAUAAAAGUUUAUGGUAUUUUUUCAAAACGAACGGUUCGCGUAUGUUGAAUGUAGAUCUGCGUGGAUGUCGUCGUAUUAAAGGACGUUGUCUUCGACUAUUUUCAGCCAAUCUCGAAAAGAUCAAUUUGGAUGGUUGCUAUCGAUUAGACAAUACGGCUAUCGAAGAUUUGUGCUUAAAGUCACCGAAUGUAAUCGAAUUAAGGCUGAGUGGAUGCUCACAAAUAGACGAUCAGCGUUUGAGUUUGAUAACACGCAGCAUGACCGAUUUGCGAACGUUCGCAUUAUGCGGCGACUGUUUCGGAUCUCUUUCAAGUGAAGGUCUUAUUGCAAUAUCACGACUGUCAUCGCUGACCGAUUUGUCAUUAGAUUUUAAUUCGGCAGUAUCAGACGAGGUUCUUGAAGCAUUAAUCGAUGGAGCACCUCAUCUAAGCUCACUGAGUUUGGCGUACUCUGGUAGUGAUGCCACAUUAACGGAACAUUCAUUGAGACGUGUCUCUGACUUAAAAAAUUUAAAGACGGUUGAUGUAAGCUCGCUGGCUGCGGUCAAUAAUGAUGUGUUCGAAGACAUAAUCAAAGGUUGCAAGCAAUUACGAGAUAUUCGUGCUCGAAGUUGUACGUAUUUAGGUGAUGACGGUGUUUAUUCAUUGAGAACACUUCGUUUUUUGGAGCAUGCUGAUUUCAGCGGUUGUCUAUUGUUAACAACAAAAGGUGUUCAAAAUCUUCUGAACGCUUUUCCUCGGCAGUCAAAAAAUUCUGUUGGAGAGAAAGAAGAUCGGUUGAAUGCGAUAACGGUAGUUGUUGGUGGUAGUGUAUGCGAUGUGUCAGCAUUGAGAACACGUGCCACUCGAAUCGUUAUUGAUCCUGCCGACUACAGUUCCCUGUCCAGCAACACAGCUCGCGAUCUUAUCAUCAGUCGGUCCGGCGUUCUCGAAAUAUGCGUGGACUCUGACGAGGAUGUGUCUGGUGAUGAAUUUGAAUCACUCACUGCCCAUAGAUCUUUCAUAAUGGAUACACUGAAUAUCGAAGAAGAUGAUUCGCCGAUGGAUAGUGAACAAUCAAUCAAAGAGUGGGCCGAGAGAGAAGCUCGACAGUUGGGUCUUCUGAACAAAUGA